Jaculus jaculus (lesser Egyptian jerboa) is the source of this 3010-nucleotide messenger RNA. It is a transcript of the gene Epb41l4b, whose product is annotated as erythrocyte membrane protein band 4.1 like 4B. The record is from RefSeq and is a predicted model, not a curated record. The coding region runs from base 1 to 1557 and encodes 518 amino acids. Lineage: Eukaryota; Metazoa; Chordata; Mammalia; Rodentia; Dipodidae. Gene Ontology annotation, cellular component: cytoskeleton. The transcript is spliced from 16 exons. Gene Ontology annotation, molecular function: cytoskeletal protein binding.
AUGCUGCGGUUCCUGCGCCGGACCUUUGGCCGCCGCUCCAUGCAGCGCUACGCUCGGGGCGCGGCGGGGCGCGGGGCCGCCGGGCUGGGGGACGAGCGCGACGGGGGACUUCGGGGGGGCCCGGCCGCCGCCGCCGCCUCUUCGGUGCUGCCCGCUGCUCCCGGGGGCAGCGUGUUCCCGGCUGGCGGCGGGCCCCUACUCACCGGAGGAGCUGCCGUGCACAUCUCCGCAGCCGGCGCGGCCAAGGCCACCCUCUACUGCCGCGUCUUCCUGCUCGACGGAACCGAAGUGAGCGUGGACCUGCCGAAGCAUGCCAAAGGCCAGGACUUGUUUGAUCAGAUUGUGUACCAUUUGGACCUGGUAGAAACAGAUUACUUUGGCCUCCAGUUCCUCGACUCUGCCCAGGUUGCGCACUGGCUGGAUCACUCCAAACCCAUAAAGAAGCAGAUGAAAGUUGGACCUGCUUAUGCUUUGCACUUUCGAGUUAAAUACUAUUCUUCAGAACCGAACAACCUUCGAGAAGAGUUUACAAGGUACCUGUUUGUUUUACAACUCAGGCAUGACAUUCUUUCUGGAAAAUUGAAGUGCCCCUAUGAAAUAGCUGUGGAAUUGGCUGCUCUCUGUCUACAAGCGGAGCUUGGGGAAUGUGAGCUUCCAGAACACACACCAGAGCUUGUGUCUGAGUUUCGGUUCAUCCCAAAUCAGACAGAAGCAAUGGAAUAUGAUAUCUUCCAAAGAUGGAAAGAGUGCAGGGGAAAGAGCCCUGCCCAGGCGGAACUCUCCUAUCUGAAUAAAGCGAAGUGGCUGGAAAUGUAUGGGGUAGACAUGCACGUUGUCAGGGGAAGAGAUGGCUGUGAAUAUUCUCUUGGACUGACCCCGACAGGCAUAUUAAUCUUUGAAGGAGCUAACAAAAUAGGCUUAUUCUUUUGGCCCAAGAUCACCAAAAUGGACUUUAAAAAGAGCAAACUGACGCUUGUGGUGGUGGAAGAUGAUGACCAGGGCCGUGAGCAGGAGCACACCUUCGUGUUCCGGCUGGACAGCGCGCGCACCUGCAAGCACCUGUGGAAGUGUGCCGUGGAGCACCACGCCUUCUUCCGCCUGCGCGUGCCCGGGAACAGCAAGUCCACCAGAUCGGACUUCAUCCGGCUGGGCUCCCGCUUCCGCUUCAGCGGGCGGACUGAAUACCAAGCUACUCACGGCACCAGGCUGCGCAGAACCAGCACCUUUGAGAGGAAGCCUAGCAAACGCUACCCGUCCCGGCGGCAUUCCACCUUCAAAGCAAGCAAUCCCGUGAUCGCUGCUCAGCUCUGCUCUAAAACAAAUCCUGAAGUCCAUAAUUACCAGCCUCAGUACCAUCCUAAUGUCCACCCCAGCCAGCCUCGAUGGCGCCCUCACUCUCCCAAUGUCAGGCCAUGCUUUCAGGAUGACAGGCCACAUUGGAAAGCUUCGCCCAGUGGAGAUGACAGCCACUUUGACUAUGUCCACGACCAGAACCAGAGGAACUUGGGAGGGACGCACAGUGUCACAUAUCGGGACAAACUCAUGACUGCACUUUGAGAGACUGAAGCAUCUUCCAGCCACCACUGUGGCGUCCUUGCAUGCCAUGCGAAGUGUCUGGGCACCUUGUGGAUGUGUGUGUACAAGUGUUUUUAAGGAGUGGUUCUGAGGAGUGUUCUUUGUCUCCAUGUAAAUAUUUGAAAAUAGCCACCGCAGAGAGGUAUAAAUUGACUGUUGACUGCAUUUCAGUGAAAUGAAGGUAGUUAAAGGCUCAGGAAUCAUUUCCAUAUUCUGAUUUCACAAGUAGGGUAACAGUCUGUUUAUCAUCUUGCUUUGUAAAUGAUACUCAUUGUUAUUUAAUUCUUGGGACUAAAUAGAUCCAAAAAAGCUUGGGGAGACAGCUUGGCAUAUGGUGCUGUUGUAGGAUAAAGAUUGCUAGGGUCUAGCCUCCACUACCAUGUGACCUGAGAUGGGUCAUUUCCCCUUCAUUGGCCUCAUUUCCCUGCCUGAAAAUAAUUGUUGGACUAAGUGAACUCUAAGGUCCUUUGUAAGAUUCUGUGGUUUAUUAAAAUUUAAUUUCUUACUUAGGUUGAGGACACACAUUCAGACUAACUUCCCAUCAGGGAAACCACACUACCCGCUUCUGCAGCAGAAGCUCAGCACACUUUGUGACUAAUGAGAGGUGAUGUAAAUACAGGGAGACUUUGGAGCUCCUCUCUUCCAGCAGUUUCGGUCUUCAUACUAAUCAUAAACUGCAUAGCCUGUUGUGAUAGAAUUUGCUGCUCAAGUAUGAGGAUAAUUUGUAAUGUCUUAAUGAUCGGUGCCACUAGCCUGCGUGAUUUCAGGAGACAUCAUUGUGAAUACACUCUGUCGGAACUAGGGGGCUGGAUUUCAUUCUAGACUUCACUCUGAAAAGCAGUGUGCGAUCGAGACACCCUUAGCAUAUAAAUAAAGCCCAUCACAUUUACCAGGUCAUGCCAAAGCACUCUUUACCAGAGGUGGGAGGGUCAUGGCUCCCGUCUUUUUGUAGAACCUAAAAGCCAACAUGUUAGGGGUGAAACUUGGACCAAAAUAUUUAUUUCCCCUAUUUCAAGCACUGCAGUAAACCUUUUUACUCUUAAUAGGUAAGUCUGAGAUUUUUUUCAUUAGUGCUUCUAUGAAAUCAGUUAAUUAUUGUGCCAUUUAAACAUAUGUGAUUAUAAUUUGGCUCAUUUUAAACCCUUAAAAAUGUCUUUCUGAGAUGUUUUCUUGCUAAAAUCUGAUUUGGGGGGGGGGGCUACCACAAAAGUCUGUUCAGAGGAGGGAACCAACUGAGUACCUUGCCCAGGGGAGCUGAGCACCUCCAGGCUCACCCCAAGAUCCUUGUUUACUGGUGGAUUCCAUGUCAGCAGAUGUUUCCGUCCUCAGUGUAUAUGCUGCGUCCAAAUGCACAUGUUCUGGAUCUUUCCAUCUUACUGGCAACAUUUUACAAAUGUGUUUCCAUGGAAUAAAGAUUAUUCUUGCUUUUUUCGGA